AUGUUUGACACAGUCUGCACAUUACCGCUUUCCGCGGAUUUAUUCGCGCAGGCCAUACAUCCCAAGGAACCAAUUGUCUCCGUUGGGCUUGCCACCGGUCAUGUCGAAACCUUCCGUCUUCCGUCAGACGAAGUGGACAGUGACGACGAUCAGGCGUCGACUUCUUCGUCGCGAAAUGGCCGGGGACAUAUUGAUACGAUGUGGAGGACGAGAAGACACAAAGGCAGCUGUCGGUGCCUAACGUUUGGACUGGACGGUGAAUCCUUGUACUCCGCGGGAACAGAUGGAUUGGUUAAAGCUGCAAAGGCAGAGACCGGUGUGGUGGAAAACAAGAUUGCAAUUCCCCCGGAGAAAGACGGCUCCGUCGAUGCCCCGACCGUCAUUCAUGCGCUUUCCCCCCAAACCCUCCUUCUCGCUACUGACUCGAGCGCACUGCAUCUCUAUGACCUUCGCCUUCCGUUUUCCCGCGUCUCGGCCCGGCCACAACAGACACAUCACCCUCACGACGAUUACAUCUCAUCUAUCACUCCAUUGCCUGCUUCGGAUACCAGUACCUCGGGAUUUAGCAAACAAUGGGUAUCAACCGGUGGUACUACAUUGGCCGUGACGGAUCUACGACGGGGAGUACUAGUGCGCAGUGAGGACCAGGAAGAAGAAUUGGUCAGCUCCGUGUAUGUCGGUGGCUUGGCCACGACCGGGACAAGCCGCGGAGAGAAGGUGAUUGUGGGUGGCUCCGGUGGAGUCCUGACCCUUUGGGAAAAGGGUGCUUGGGACGAUCAGGACGAGCGCAUCUACGUUCAGCGAAGCGGCGGGGACGGAGAGUCUCUCGAAACCCUUGCGAUGGUCCCUGAUGAGCUUGGAAAGGGCAAGAUGGUCGCGGUUGGUCUCGGAAGUGGUGGUGUUAAGCUCGUCAGGAUUGGCCAAAACAAAGUUGUGUCAGAGGUUAUGCACGAUGAAACGGAGGGUGUUGUCGGUCUAGGAUUUGAUGUGGAAGGACGUAUGGUCAGUGGUGGUGGACAGGUGGUCAAGGUUUGGCAUGAAGCAGUCGGAUCUGGGGCAAAUGGCGCUAGCGCUGGUGAAAAGCACAUGCUUGAGGACAGUGAUGAAGACAGCGACGACGAUGGCGACGACUCGGACGAUAGCGAUGGUGAACGUCGGCGGGCCGACGAGGCGCAGAGAAAACGGAAGAAGGGCAAGGGCAAGGAUCGCAGCGGCGGUCAACACGUCAUGGCGUUCUAUGAUCUUGAUUGA
This is a messenger RNA of Aspergillus nomiae NRRL 13137, 1251 nucleotides long. RefSeq names its product WD40 repeat domain-containing protein. NCBI's taxonomy places the organism in Eukaryota, Fungi, Ascomycota, Eurotiomycetes, Eurotiales, Aspergillaceae. Gene Ontology annotation, molecular function: protein binding. The transcript is spliced from 2 exons. The record is from RefSeq and is a predicted model, not a curated record. Bases 1 to 1251 code for a protein of 416 amino acids.